UGAACGAGAGCAUGGCACUGGCUAUUUAUAGAGUUCAUUAGACUAGAAAAAUCUCUCCUUUUCUUUCCGUGGACGUACACAUAGUUGUUCCUUCUGGAUCGUUCUUCUGCUGAAAGUUCUGGAGAAGCUUCACUGCAACUUUAUAAGUACCAGAGACAAACACAGGCUGUCCAGAGAUCGAGUGAGAGACAAAACCCCCCCCAAAAAACAUAAAAAGACAACGUGGAUAUCAAACAGGUUAUCAUGGCUCUGCUGUGUUAUAACAGAGGCUGUGGAGGGCGAUUUGAUGCUGACAAAAACUCAGAUGAUGCCUGUCAGUAUCACCCUGGUGUGCCAAUCUUCCAUGAUGUCCUAAAGGGCUGGUCCUGUUGUAAAAAGAGAACGACAGAUUUCUCAGAGUUCUUGUCAAUCAAGGGCUGCACUCGUGGGUGCCAUAGUAAUGAGAAGCCUCAGGAACCACUGCGGCCGGAGGUGACGUCUGAUAAGGGAGACAUGAUGCAGCACAGUGGAGAUGAAAUUAUCUACCAGGGACCCAAGUCAGCAGAAGCCCUGGAAAAAGAGAGACCCAGUUCAGAUGAGCCCAUGGCUAAGCUGCGGGUGAAGGUCUCUUCCUCUCUGGCUCAGAUUGUGAAGCAAAUGGAGAUCAAUGAGAGGGAGAAGAGAGAGAAGCUUGAGAGUAAAAUUGUUGUGGUUGGGGUUAAGUGCAAAAAUGCAGGAUGCAAAACAUUUUACCAGGGUCCAGAGACUGACGCAGAGAUCUGCACAUAUCACCCUGGAGUACCAGUCUUCCACGAAGGAUACAAAUACUGGAAUUGCUGUUGCAUAAAGACCACUGAUUUUAAUGACUUCCUGGAUCAGAAAGGCUGUACUGCAGGGAAACACUGCUGGAUACUCAAACAGGACAAAAAGAAGGUGGCAUGUCGGUAUGACUGGCAUCAGACAGGAAACCAGGUCGUGGUCACAAUCUAUGCCAAGAAUUCCUGCCCAGAGCAUUCCUACAUAGAGGCAAACCACACAGUGUUAACCUGCCACAUUCAGUUUGAGGGCGACAAAGUGUUUCACAAGGACAUCCAUUUAUGGGGGGUGAUUGACAUAAACAACAGCUUUGUGAACAUGGUGCCCUCUAAAGUUGAGGUGACCAUGCGGAAGGCUGAUGCUCUAGCCUGGGGUAAACUGGAGGACCCCAAACACAAACCCCAGCCAGAGGUCAACAAUGAGCCGAACAACCCAGAACAGGAGUACGUCAAACCUGACUGGGACAUCUCAGAUGAUGACAUCAGCGAGUCGGACUGGGAAGACGAGGAGGAGGAGGAGGAGAAGAAAGAGAGAGAGGAAAAGACAGAGAAGAAAGAAGAAAAAACAGAAGGUGAUUGUCCUCCUAAGCUAGAAGAGCCUGCAAAUGUCAACCUAGAAAAAUAGUUUAUUGUCCAGAUAGUUAUGGAAAUGUAAUUUAUGUAUUGUUUACAAUUAUACAUGGUAUAUUUUUUAUGAAUAUGGGACUUGAUACUUUAGUGUAUCUAGAAUUUUCUUUUUGUAUUAUUUUGUUUCUCAGACCCUGCUACCUUUGUCUUCUGAAAUCAAUGUCAUUGUGAGUUCACAUUUAAAAAACAAAGUCUUAAAAUGUUGGCCUCCAUUUUUGCACAUUACUCCAUAAAGGAUAAGUAUUUAAAGACCCAGACCUUUCAUCCUAAAUUAUUUCAAUCAGUGCAAGAUGCAGAUUUAGAAAUGACAGAGCAUUAACAAACCUAUUGACCUUGAAAAUGUACCUUUUCACUGUAGUGUAUGACAUAUUAAUAAAUAAUUAUAAUCCAAAACAUAUUAAACUAGUCUCGUUUGCUACAAAUAUUUCUGAUGUUGUUUGGGUGUGUGAAGGUAC
Molecule: messenger RNA, 1876 nt
Organism: Xyrauchen texanus (razorback sucker)
Lineage: Eukaryota; Metazoa; Chordata; Actinopteri; Cypriniformes; Catostomidae
Product: cysteine and histidine-rich domain-containing protein 1-like
Exons: 11
Coding region: 244-1419 (391 amino acids)
Source: RefSeq, a predicted model, not a curated record